GCUGGGGGAAGCGCUGUCUCUGGUCUACAGUUCAGUAGAACACGCACAGCACACACUGCUUGCCGAAAGGACGCGCGCAGUGUACAAUGCAUCGUUUUGGUUUUAGAUGCGUUUCUUGGAGCUGUGAAGGAAUAAACUACCUUGCUGGAGUCCACCGGAAGAAUUGAACGUCGCCUUGAGGAGAUUCCAAAUCAGUUGAAUCUAUUGCAUUUUUUUCCCUAUAUUUGCGCUUCGGCAUGAGCAACGCGUCUUGAUGCAAAUAAUACUGAGCAGCCUAGGAAAUGGAUACUCUCCACCUGCGUGUUGUGUGUGUGUGUGUUUUACCGUGCUAUCUUUGGAUGUUAAAAAAAACGGCGGCCACAGAUUCAGACCCCAACCCGAAAGGGUAAUCACAGCACCGGCAUGUUCGUGUUUGUUCCAAGAGCGCAUUUUUGGAGAGGUCUCUCCAGCCUGAGUCCGUGAUGUUUGCCAGCUCUGGCGGGGAGUUCGCUUUGGCAUACCUAGACUAUGGCUCGCCACCAGCCACCAGCUUCACGACUGAGGCGUCGUACUAUUUCUCGAGCAACAGCUCCAGUCCGACACCGGCCCGGGUCCUCAACGGUACCGCCGAUAUGUGCGGGGAGCAGCCCCUCGAAUUUGGCACGGCGGAGAAGGUGAUUAUCGGGGUGCUGCUGACAGUUAUCACCGUGGUGACGGUAAUGGGGAACACUCUGGUUGUGAUAGCCGUCUGCGUGGUGAAGAAACUCCGACAGCCGUCCAACUACCUGCUCGUGUCCCUAGCUGUGGCGGAUCUGUCGGUGGCCGUCGCUGUCAUGCCCUUUAUGAUAGUUACCGACCUCACAGGAGGACACUGGCUCUUCGGGGAGGUUUUCUGUAACAUCUUCAUCGCCAUGGAUGUAAUGUGUUGCACUGCUUCAAUCAUGACCCUGUGUGUCAUAAGCGUCGACAGGUACCUGGGCAUCACCCGACCCCUCACCUACCCGGCCAGGCAGAACGGGCAGCUGAUGGCGAAGAUGAUUGCGGGGGUAUGGCUGGUGUCGGCUUCCAUCUCCUUCCCUCCGUUCUUCGGCUGGGCUCAAAACAUCAACAAGGGCGGGGUGUGCCUGAUCAGCCAGGACUUCGGCUACACCAUCUACUCCACGGCCGUGGCUUUCUACAUCCCCAUGGCCGUCAUGCUCAUCAUGUACUACAAGAUCUUCCGCGCGGCCCGCAAGAGCGUCGCCAAACACCGCUUUGCCGGCUUCCCUCGGAGGAACGAUCUGGAGACGGUGACCCAAGAGGGUCUCAAGAUGCAGGGGCUGAAACCCCCAGGGGUGGCCGAGGAGUGCGGAGUCCUGUCCCGCUUCCUGGGCCGGGAACGGAAGAACAUCUCCAUCUUCAAGAGGGAGCAGAAGGCAGCCACCACCCUGGGGGUCAUAGUUGGGGUCUUCUCAAUCUGUUGGCUGCCCUUCUUCAUCCUCACCACCGCUAGGCCCUUCAUCUGCGGGGUGCUGUGCAGCUGUAUCCCUAUCUGGCUGGAACGCAUGCUACUGUGGUUUGGUUACACCAACUCUCUGAUGAACCCGUUCAUCUACGCCUUCUUCAACCGGGGCUUGAGAUCCACCUACAAGGACCUCCUACGCUGCCGCUAUCGAAACAUCAACCGCAGGCUGUCGGCCGUCGGGGUGCACGAGGCGCUGAAAGUUUGACGACUUUAAAUCGAGAGUUGGGGGAACAUCCUGGCCACCCUGCUAUUUCUUUUGGGAGAGUUGUAAUCAUUAGAUAUUUUUUUUUGUAUUGCAAGGAAGUUUUUCUGGGAUUUCGGGCACGUAUGGAAGAUCUUUUUUCUGAAAGAUCCUGGGAAAUCAAACAGAAGAAACAAAAUGUGGAUUUCGUUUGGUGAUUGAAUUUAGGGUUCAUCAGUGGCCCCUUCUGGUCCAUAUGGGCUAGACAGCGGGGAUAGGGGUGACCCGAUGAUCUUCUGUCCUCCUGCUCGCUAUUGGGUUAGCAUUGUAUUUGAAAGUGGGGAGUGUGAAACUGAGCCAAACACUACAGCUUUAAAUCAGUACCUGCAGCUACACUGUAACAUAUUGCACUAUUCUAUUUGUACGGGAGACGAGCAAAUGUGUUUUCAUAAGAUUCUUCUACCGUGGGGUUUAUCGGAUUAAUGACCACGUCAGACAGUUGAUUUGAUGUUCACUAACGGGUAAGAAAUCUCAUGAGCGUAAGAUACCCGGGGCAAGCCGUCCGGCUUCUCUGUGCUCAGAGAAAGGAGACUCCUUCAUGUGUGUCAUUAAGUGGAGGCACAGUUUCCUUUUUACGCUUGAAAAACUCUGACCCCCCCCCUGCAAGAUCCAUUCCACUCCAAUGAUCAGCAAAACCCAGCAAAAACCUUUUUGGGAAACUUGUAAGGACCAGGGGGUUCUUUCAGAUACUCAGUUUGCUCUAAUUGAAUUACAGCUGUGAAAUUAUUUAUAUGACUUUACCAAUCAGGAAACAUAAGAAGACCCUGUAUAAGUACUGAACUGAUCUGUAUACAGGUGUGCAGGUGUGCAGGUGCUUAAGUUGUUCCGGAGAGAUCCUUCAGCAUUCAGGAGACUUAGAUUUUAUCACAGAUCAAAUUUAAUUUAAUUCACUUGGACAGUGAAUUCGGGAAGCACCUGCCAAGUGAGCGCCCACUGUCAGCCCUCUAUAUCUGUCAUGAUUUCUGUCUGAAACUGUUGUUACAGAUGUUUCAUAAAUAAUAACAAAUUCCUCAGAUACAGUAUGUGACGGGCCGUCCGCAAAAGUGUACAUAAAUCCCAGUUGUUUACAGAUUGUAUUUGCCAAAUCCUGUUUCUAAUGUGCUAUGAUUAAGAUUAAUAAUACUGCAUAUUAUUGACCGGGUAAUAAUUACCAAAGUAAUUAAUAAGGUCAUUUUUUUUUUUUCAUCUGUGCUUGAAUUGGUAUACACAUGAUUCAUUUCCGGGUCUACUGUUUUGAGUGGAGUUUUCUUUCCGUGGCCUCUGUACGGAUCUGCAGUGUUGAAAGAAUUAUUAUUGAUCAGGCUGUAAUAGCUUGGCAUCUCAGCCCAUCGAAUUGAAUAGGGAGGCAAGGGCUGUUCUGCUUACCUCAGAGUUCAGAGACAAAUGUCUUACCGUUCAACUACAGAGCAAGCCCUCUGGUCAAGAGGGAAGUAGGGGCUUUAUUUUCAAAGCGUUUCCUCCAUUCUUGAAUUAACUGUUUUGUUUUCCAAAUUGAGAUGCCAAAAACACUGAGGGCGCUUAAAAGGAAUUGAAAUAUAUAACUUUGGUUUUUUUUGUUUUAGUUUUGACCUAUUUCAGAAAAUAGGUGUUAAUUAAAGGGGAAAUGCUUUGAAAAUAUGACCCAGCAUACUGUAGAUUAUGCUGAUGUCAGUAUUAUUAACCCAUCAGAUGCUAGGAGGAGAUCGUUGCACGGUACAGCAAGGGCUUAGUGGCAAUACAAUAGAAGUAUUUAAAAAUGUAAAUUGUAUAAUAAUUGUAAUUACAGGAAACUAUUAUCCUGUGUAUAUAAGGCAUUAAGCAUCAUGUAUAUAAGUAAAUCUGAGGAAAGGUAAGCCACGUGUAGUAAGGCUCCUAGAGUCUUGAAUUCAGCUACAGUUCAAGGAUGAAAAACAUGAAAGGGAUUUUCUAUAAUACCCAUCAAUAUUUCCAGAGUACUUCGAUUCCUUUUUGUUCUUUGUAUAGUUCUGCUCAGAUCAUUAUUUACCAGGCUCACUAGCUAAUGUCCUUUUUCAACAUUUCGCAUUUUGGUUGCCUCAUAUUUGAGCCUGUGGCCAACAUACAACCGAACGUGCAAGAAUAACUUCUCUUUGUAUUGUCACAUUGAAGCCAAUUAUUUAUUAUUAUUUUCUCCCCAAUUUGAAAUGACCAAUUAUUUUUAGGCUCAGCUCACCGCUCCCGCCCCUGCGCUGACUCAGGAGCGGUGAAGACAAACACACGCUGUCCUCUGAAGCGUGUGCCGUCAGCCGACCGCUUUUUUUCACACUGCGGACUCACCAUGCAGCCACCCAAGAGCUACAGCGUCGGAGGACAACGCAGUUCUGGGCAGCUUAUAGGCAAGCCCGCAGGCGCCCGGCCAGACUACAGGGGUCGCUGGUGCGCGGUGAGCCGACCUAACCCUCCCUCCCCCCGGGCGACGCUCGGCCAAUUGAGCGCCGUCCCCACAAUUGCUUUUCACUAGAUGGCCCUGAGUAACACCACUCUGGCUGAUCUAGCCUGUGUUAUAUCUAUGACCGAAAACUGCUAGGAAUGAUUGCAAACAUUGCAAAAAAGGUACAGGUAUAUAUAUAUAUAUAUAUAUAUAAAUAAUGAAAUUUGAAUCUACAACCAAGCAAAAUGACUGUGACUGUGAUUGGAUUUGGCAUCACCCAGGUGUGGGGCAUGUUCUCUUGGUAUACCCUGGGUCCCUUGAUUACGCUGGAAGGCUGGUCGAAUGCCAUAGUUUACUUAAGCAUCGUUACUGAUUAAUUCCACCCAGUAAUGCUGCAUUUGUCCGCUGAUGGCGAUGGCUACUAUGUACCAGAAUUGCUGUGCACCAGAAUUGUGCAUUAAUGGUUUCAGAAGAAUGCUGUGAAUCAGGGCUAACUGUGGCCCAACCUGAUAUGAAGUGCAGGUCCUAAUAAAGUGGCCAGGCAGUGCAUACUGUAUUUAUGCUGUAAUGAAAAGGGUUUUGUGUUAUUACAUUCAUUUAAAUAGCAUGGGAUCCCUUCUGAUUUGUCUUUGCAGUUUUGAAUCAAAUAUUGAAUCUUGAGCAGAACCAAGCAACGAUCAAACAGAAGAUUUGUUUUUUUUAUUCAUGUUUACCCAGGUUGCACGCUGGUUCAACUUCGUUCUCAUGAUCGUAAAUCUGUAACACACACAAGAAGCAAAGGGACAACGCUGCAUAUCUCCAUCUGCAGUGAUCGCUUUCUGUAUCAUACGUUGUACAUAUAUUUGUCAUAAAAGAUAUUUAUUAA
Acipenser ruthenus (sterlet) is the source of this 4957-nucleotide messenger RNA. Its product is annotated as 5-hydroxytryptamine receptor 7. Gene Ontology annotation, biological process: G protein-coupled receptor signaling pathway, coupled to cyclic nucleotide second messenger; chemical synaptic transmission; vasoconstriction. The coding region runs from base 462 to 1688 and encodes 408 amino acids. Gene Ontology annotation, cellular component: dendrite; membrane. The transcript is spliced from 2 exons. Gene Ontology annotation, molecular function: G protein-coupled serotonin receptor activity; neurotransmitter receptor activity. The record is from RefSeq and is a predicted model, not a curated record. NCBI's taxonomy places the organism in Eukaryota, Metazoa, Chordata, Actinopteri, Acipenseriformes, Acipenseridae.